AUGUUGGACAUUAACGCAUUCAUAGUCGAGAAAGGUGGAGAUCCUGAAAAGAUCAAGAUUUCCCAAAAGAAAAGAGGGGCUUCAGUUGAAUUGGUUGAUGAAAUUAUCAGCGACUACAAGGACUGGGUCAAGAUUAGAUUUGAUUUGGAUGAACAUAACAAAAAAUUAAAUGCUGUUCAAAAACAAAUUGGACAAAAGUUUAAGGCCAAGGAAGACCCUGCUGAAUUGCUUAAAGAAAAAGAGCAAUUGACUGAAGAAAAGAAGCAGCUUAUAGAACGUGAAGCCAAUACCGAUAAAGAAUUGAGAAAUAAGGUUAACCAAGUGGGUAAUUUGGUUCAUGACUCGGUUGUUGAUUCAAUGGACGAGGCUAAUAAUGAAAUGAUCAAGACUUGGUUGCCUGAAGGAUAUAAGGAACCUGCACAAGUUGCUGCUGGUACUAAUGCACCUGCCAAAUUGUCCCAUCACGAAGUUUUAUUACGUUUGGAUGGAUAUGAUCCAGAAAGAGGGGUUAGAAUUGUUGGACAUAGAGGAUACUUUUUAAGAAACUAUGGUGUAUUCCUUAAUCAAGCUUUGAUAAAUUACGGACUUUCAUUUUUAGCCAAAAGGGGUUAUGUUCCAUUACAAGCGCCAGUGAUGAUGAAUAAGGAAGUCAUGGCCAAGACGGCACAAUUGUCGCAAUUUGACGAGGAGCUUUAUAAAGUCAUUGAUGGCGAGGACGAAAAGUAUCUUAUUGCCACUUCUGAACAACCAAUUAGUGCGUACCAUGCUGGUGAAUGGUUUGAAAAGCCACAAGAACAAUUGCCAAUCAGAUAUGCUGGAUUUUCAUCAUGUUUUAGAAGAGAAGCAGGAUCCCAUGGUAAGGAUGCAUGGGGUAUUUUCCGUGUCCAUGCGUUUGAAAAGAUUGAACAGUUUGUAUUGACCGAACCAGAAAAAUCCUGGGAAGAAUUUGAUAGAAUGAUUGGUGCAUCAGAAGAAUUUUAUCAAUCUUUGGGUUUGCCAUACAGAGUAGUUGGUAUUGUUUCUGGUGAAUUGAACAAUGCUGCUGCCAAGAAGUUUGAUUUAGAAGCAUGGUUCCCAUUCCAACAGGAAUACAAGGAAUUGGUCUCUUGUUCCAACUGUACUGAUUACCAAUCGAGAAACUUGGAAAUUAGAUGUGGUAUUAAACAACAAAACCAAACGGAAAAGAAGUACGUUCAUUGUCUUAAUUCUACCUUGAGUGCUACUGAAAGAACUAUUUGUGGUAUUUUGGAAAAUUAUCAACGUGAAGAUGGAUUGGUUGUGCCUGAAGUUUUAAGAAAGUAUAUUCCUGGUGAACCAGAAUUUAUUCCUUAUAUUAAGGAAUUGCCCAAGAAUUCCACUUCUCAAAAGAGAAAGUAG
Lodderomyces margitis is the source of this 1377-nucleotide messenger RNA. It is a transcript of the gene SES1, whose product is annotated as serine--tRNA ligase. Gene Ontology annotation, biological process: seryl-tRNA aminoacylation. The coding region runs from base 1 to 1377 and encodes 458 amino acids. Lineage: Eukaryota; Fungi; Ascomycota; Pichiomycetes; Serinales; Debaryomycetaceae. The record is from RefSeq and is a predicted model, not a curated record. Gene Ontology annotation, cellular component: cytosol. Gene Ontology annotation, molecular function: tRNA binding; serine-tRNA ligase activity; ATP binding. The transcript has a single exon.